Pieris macdunnoughi is the source of this 531-nucleotide messenger RNA. The record is from the annotation of a GenBank genome assembly. NCBI's taxonomy places the organism in Eukaryota, Metazoa, Arthropoda, Insecta, Lepidoptera, Pieridae.
AUGUCAUUAAAAGCUUAUGAAGAUGCGUGUAUGCGAGCAGAAUUAUUCAAUCAACAAAAACCUGACAAGGAUGAGUUUUUAGAAAAACACAAAUAUUUGGAUGUGAAUGAAUUCGAGGAAGUUGACAUUAAGUCAACAGAGGAAACAGCCAUAUUAAAUGAUGGACUUCAAGAAUCGGCUGCUUUAAGCGAAUUAGGAACUAUUCUUAAUUCCACUCAUAGUAAAUUGAAUCGUCUCAAGGGGGUCUGUGGUACCGUGACAAAUUAUUUUCGAGUGAAAUUAGCAUCUAAAGAUUUAUCAUACUCCAGUGAUCCAAGCUACAUCGGUCAAACGAAUUAUGACAAAGAUUUCGUUUCGUCGGCAAAUUCGGAAUAUGCAUCUGUCAACACCGACUUAGAAUACAGAGACAAUGAAAUGACACCGAGGGCGGGAAAAAGACAAAAAGGUGGUGACAUUAAUUCCGCAAUUGAGGAUUUAAAACAGAUGGAAAAGGCGGAAAAUAGUUUUUCAUUGGGUGGGAUGUUGCAAUAA